AUGAAGCCGCCAGACACAUCAGGCUUCCUAUCUAAUUAUCCCGUCAAAACCAUAAAAAUAAGAACAAAUUACGAUUAUACAACUGAAUACAUAUCAAAUGUACAAUACACCCGUUCAUUGUGUUCGUUGCCUAACAGCUUGGUUGAUGUGACUCAACGUAAUAUCGUUAGAUCAGUUGGUUUAGCUAGUAUAAUCACUUUCGCCACGUAUUUUCUCAAAAGAUUCUUGUUAAAAACGGCAGAUUCUAUUAAUAUUAUUGGUGAGGAGCUACUAACCACGUUCAAAAUACCAUCAAACAAAAUCGAACUAAUAACCCGCAACAAACGUAGACUGUUGGAAUACCUGGUAACUAAAUGGUCACAUAAACAUCCUAGAUUCACUAUAUCAGAGCUAGAAGGCUUCCAUAGCUUUAUAAAACAAAGUUUUGACCCGUCUCCUACUAUAAUAAGCACAAUACUACAGCCCUUGAUAUUGGAAACAAAUGACACCACUUUAUUAUGCUAUUUAAUGAUCCUACAUGAUUCUUUUGUGGGUAACGCCAAAAUGUAUUCGGCGCACCUUGAAACAAUAUUUGAAGGGGAUGUACAAAAGACACUGCAUAAAUUUAAAGUCAAAAUGUAUGAAGAAUUUGUUACUGAGAGGUUGAAUGAGGAGCUAGCAAAACAUGCUGCGUUGUUCCCACCUGCCCCUCCUCCCAUUACAGGUGACGAAUCCAAAGUGGCCGAGAGAAAACGAAAAAUACUUUCCCAUUUGUCGACAAAUUCACGUUUCUUACUGAGCUUAACGGAUAAUGAAAUAGAAGAGGCAGCUAGAAAACUUGCUAAAUGUACUUGGGCUUUAGAUUUUUAUUCUGCAGAGUUAACAGAGCUGAAACCAUUUAAUGGAUAUACAUUACUAGGGCUGAGUGAAGAGGAGGCGACGGAGGUUAAGAAAUCCUGCAUAAUAGCUCAAAGUGAAAAGAUUAAGAAUGAAGUAAUGAAUCCACUGCAAAAACAGGUAGAUCCACAUAGUCCAUCAUUUGUCCCUAAAUUUAAAAUUAUUGAGCAGUGCCGCCUUGACCAGAUCCGUGACUUGUCAAGCGAAAUUGCUGAUUGGCAGAAUUUGUUAAAGGAUACAAUUGGUAGGAAUAGAAUUCAAAUUCCGAAAGAAUCGCACGAUUUUUACAGCCUAGACAACGUUCCUGCCUUUAAAGGUGAAAUAAAAGGGGGCAAAGCUUUGAAACGUAACUACUUGCCACCUGAACAUGGUGAAGAAUCAUUGAGCUACGACGAAUUGAAGGACAGGAUGGAUGAAAUAGACUACUUGAUGUACGACAAGGACUUUAAUCCAAAAUUCAAGUUUACUAGCAAGGAAGAUAUCGAGAAAGGGAUGGAGGAGGCUAAUAAAAUGCUCGAACCAUACAGACAUAUGGAUCCACAAGAGCAUUUGGACAUGUUUAUCAGGAAUUCCAAUUCUGAGUGGAAAUUCACUAUGGCUGCCAUCAAUCGCAUAAACAGGAGAAAACAACUACAGGCCAUUAACAAUACAAAUACCACAUAUAAUCAAACUACCGAAAAAACUAAUCCAAAUAUCGCAGAUAAAAUGAAAGUUGAAUAUAAAUUGUCAAAAAGGGAGAUUUUGGCAGAUGCUUUGUACUUUUUGAGCAAACUUGAACACCUAAAAUGGUGUCACUCAUUUGCAAUACACAUGCCAAUCACGGCCUUGGAAACUGUUCAACAGGUGGAUAAAGACCCUGAUAACCCUCCUCCCCCCUCUAUAAAAUUUGUUGGACCUAAUUUCAAACUACCAAAACAAUGGAUAAAAGAAUACCUUAGCGAUACCAACUCUGCGGCAAAUGUAUUUAGGAAUAUGCUUGAUGAUGAAACGAAGGGGAUGGAUGAACAAACUAACAAGGAUAUUGAAUAUGAUGAUUCCCCUUAUGUGAACGAUGAUCCUGAAUUACUGAUGAAGGAUAUGCCACUACUCGCUGCAAUUAAUGCAACUGGCGGCCAAACUGGAGUAACUUGUAAAUUUCCAGAGCCAUUGGACGGGCAAGAAGUAUAUGAAAGUAUGCAACAAUUUUUACCGUACAGGCUUUAUAGGGAGAAGCCUAGCCCUCAGUCCGCAUGUACAAACUGUGGUUACACAAUUUUCAAGUUACAAUUUAACGAUAAAUCAGGGCAAAUGGCCAUGCCAAAUGAGUAUACUAAGUUUGAAAAGGGAGAGUUUAUCUGUCCUGUUUGCGGCAACAAAAAGUUUGUUACUAGUUAUCCCACGGGGAGGGUGGGUCUAUCUAAGGAAGCUCAGGAGGCCAUUGAUGAUGCCUAUGUUUUUCCCGAAGAUUAUCAAGACACUGAUGCCCAGUAA
This is a messenger RNA of Babesia microti strain RI, 2346 nucleotides long. RefSeq lists its product as hypothetical. NCBI's taxonomy places the organism in Eukaryota, Apicomplexa, Aconoidasida, Piroplasmida, Babesiidae. The record is from RefSeq and is a predicted model, not a curated record. Bases 1 to 2346 code for a protein of 781 amino acids. The transcript is spliced from 4 exons.